Molecule: messenger RNA, 1288 nt
Organism: Emiliania huxleyi CCMP1516
Lineage: Eukaryota; Haptophyta; Isochrysidales; Noelaerhabdaceae
Exons: 4
Coding region: 115-981 (288 amino acids)
Source: RefSeq, a predicted model, not a curated record
CACUGCGCACAGCCCACCACCCACUGCUCACCGCUGCGAGUCGAGCCCCAGCCCACCCCAUUCCGGCAGGUGGUUGGUGAGCGUCCUGUACUGCGUCCCUGGCCCUCCGCUGGUAUGGUUCGGCAGGGCGACUGGGAGCUGCAGGUGAUCCUCAACGGCGAGGCGCAGCCGGAGCAUGUCAUCGAUGGGCAUCACAUCGUCGAGGCGCGGCCGGGCGCCAAGUUCUCGAUCGAGGUCACGUUCCACGGUGAGGGCACGUGUGCGUUCGACGUCGAGCUCGACGGCAAGAAGGUGGAUGCCAUGCACGCUGUCGACACCACCGGCCAGGCUCCCAGGAUGGCCGGUCGCAAGCACAUCUAUGCCGGCUUUGUGAAGCGCAACGAGGGGCAGGCGAUCACGUCCGAAUUUCAGUACUCCCACACUCGCGUGGAGGAGGGCGAGGGCGGCGGCGAGGGCGCGGGGAGCGGCAUCGCCUCUGCGCCCGUCGACUGGUCGCGCGGCAUCAUCACGCUGCGCGUGCGGCAGGGCUAUGCUUUUGAGGUGAAGCAAGACCAGCACGGCAUUUCACACCAGCCCGACCUCGCUGGCCCUCGCGCCUCUGCCUCCGAGCGCGACAUGGUCAAGGGAGGGCACUCGGCGACCGCCGCCGCGUCGAGCUCGAAGGCUUUCGGCAGCAACGGCCAGUGGAAAGCGGGCGAGUGGUGUGUCGGCCCCGUCCAGGGGGCGCCGGAGCUGGCCGAGCUGACUCUGAAUUACCGCGACUCCUUCUUCCUCCUGCUCAAGGGCGACAAGGCCAAGCUGCUCGACCCGGACCCCUGCUCCACCGAGGGCUGCUCCGACGGCGUCGCAAAGGCUCGCGCCAACGCCCGCCGCAUCGUCGACGCAGAGGAGCGCAUGCGGAAGAUCCCAAAGGGGCCUCCUGUCUCCAUCGACCUUACUGGAUCCGACGAGGAGGAGGUGGAGCCGACACCCCUCGACUAGAGGCGGUCUGCUCGGCCGGGCCUUCUCGCUCUCGCCCGCAGCUCGUGAAGGCCACGCGCUUCCAUACGUGGCUGGGUCAUCGUGGUGCGGGGGCGCUUGCACAACGGAUGUCGCUCGCCGACACGUCGCGCGUUACGUUCUGUUCCUCUGAAUAUGGCGGUUUGUCUGAUACUAUUCGUUCUCUGCCCCGGGGAGAUUGCGCCGCUCUCGUCUCUCGAGCGUCGAGGUCACGUUGUCUCUUGGACUUUUGGACUUUUACGCAGAGAGCUUUUGUUUUAGCUUUUACGUGUUUUGGCGAGAACUUGUC